GAAAGUCUUCAGCUUCUUCGUAAUGCUCAUGGAGGAAGGCUACGCAUGGUCUGCCGCGGUUUGGAUCAACGACCAUAUCUUAGAGCUUGGCCUAACAGCAUUCUACUCGUUGUGUAUAUUGACCAUUUUUGCUGUCAUUAACAAACGGUUUUUACUAAAGAAACGACAAGAAGAUAAAGAAAAACCCACGGAAUUGCCUCAAGAAUCUAAUGGACGGAAGCUAUGUAGAAUAGAGAGUUCUGUUGACCAUCUGCACAAGUAUGGUGGAUCGAUAGGUGCUUAUGUGCUAUUGCUAAAUUCAAAGGUUUACUUAAAUCCCAAUAUGGUAAAGAACGCUUUGGUUUAUCUCACAAAUAGACAUGAAAUUUUACGAAUUAAGAUAUCGCGAAAAAAGACAAAGAUACAAGGAAAUAAGAAAAUAAUUAAAGAAUUCAAAGCGAUGGAAAACUCAGACUUUGCAGAAUUCCUUCUUAAACUCAAGGCCACUACUUCAGAUCAGUGGCUGUCUGUGUUUGAGAGGGAGUUAAUGAAACAGUUUCCCGAGGAGGGUCCCCUGUGGAGAUUUGUCAUGCUGAAGGAGCAAUUUCAUCCCAAGGAAGGGGUAUACAGUAAUGCUUUUGUCUUUUCGGCACAUCACCUUGUUUGUGAUUUUGAGUCAGGUUUCAACUUCUUCAGUGAUUUUCUGGACUACCUCAACUCAAGCAUUCAAGAUAGUAGUUUAUCCAAGCCAGACUUUGAUGUAAAAUUUCCCUUACAACUGUCUUUCUCACACUUAUUAGGGAAUUGUAUGUCAAUGUCACAGCCAUUGAUUGCAGUUACAGCAGCAAAAGUUUUCGUGAUGAAGAUGAUUGAAAAGAUAAGGCCCAAGCCAACAUACAAGAACCCUUUCACUUCAACAUUUCAUCCUACCAUCACUAAAAACCCUACAAUUCAAAAGAAAACGUGUUUGAUCCCAAGAUCUUUAACCAAAGAAGAAACACUAAACCUCAUCAAGUUGUGUAAAGCUAACAAGUGUACUGUUUAUGGUGCUGUCUCGGCAGCAACAACAAUUGCUAUGGCAACAAUUUUGAGAAAGGGAAAGUCCACAGCACCCUUAAUAAUUACUUCCAGCUUUCAAGUGGAUUUAAGAAAGGACUGUAAUCCCAAGGUGGAACCACAAGAACUUGGCCAUUACUCAAUGAACUGUUCUGUCAAUGUUCCAUUAGCUAAAGAUAUCACUUUGCCAUUAGGUGUUAAUGAUGCAAGUUUUUGGUUGUUGGCGCAAGAGUGUGAUAGGAUUUUUCACACAGCAAUAACCAAUAACGAUCAUCUUAACAGCAUGAAACUAAUGACUAAUCUCAACAUCAAUCCACUGAGAAAUCUUGGGGAAUUAGCAAAAGAUCAAGAAGCUGCUGGCCGUCAAGCAUCACUGUUCCAUCUUUCUAACUUAGGCAAAAAGAGCAUUGUUAAUUCAGAUGCUAUAAAUUUGGAGGGGUUUUACUUUGCUUUAGCAGAGCACAAUAUUGGUCCUGUCUUCUCUAACAAUAUUGCCAGUGUUAAUGGUGUCCUAUAUUGGGGAUUUACAUACUUCACUAAUGUGACGACAGAGUCACAGGCAGUAGAAUAUGCUGAUUUGGUGAUGAAUUGCAUUAAAGGAAACUCUGUGAAGCACUGAUGUAUUGAAUGCAGGAUUGUGACAUCACUGCUAAUGGUAUGCUGUUUGGAGAUAUGUAUACUUUGUUACCAUGGUGACAGAGGCGCAGGCCGUGGAGUAUGCCAAUCUAGUGAUAUAAUAGAACAGUGGUGUGAAGUUUAUUUUAAGUUGCAUACAACUAGGUAGCAGUUUACAUGAAAAAUACAUACAUGUGAAUAUUGCUUUAUUAUCCACAUGAAAAAAACAAUGGUAUAGUUGAGUAUCCUUUUUGAUAUAUGAGAUUUUUUUAAAUAUAACCGUUGUAAGAUUGUUAUCUUAUCUUAUCAACAUGCAAAAGUAUGACCACAUUUAAUGUAUUCACAUACUUCUAUGCUUGGGCUUUUUGCUACCUAACAAGUUUUUACACACCUUACUUGGUAAAACCAGCCAGCUUUGCAUCAAAAUGAGUCGGUCAUACUUUUGCGCAUCGAGCCUAUUUUAUUAUUGGACAAGACUGAACAAAGUAUCAGUUGCAAGCAAUGCAGGGGCAGAUCCAGGGGAAGAGUGCAGGGGGAUGCGCACCCCUCCCUGGUUCCACUUUGUGCCCCUACUUCGAAGAAAACCAAUACUGUUUUUUCUCUUUGAUUUUCCCUGGGUUAACAUAGUGUGCAGCACCCCUUCCUGAACAAAAUCCUGAUCCGCCCCUGCAUUGAAUCAGUUAUUUGCAGAUGAUGAUUGCACAAACAAAUAGCUUAUUGCAGGACACUGAUAUAUCAUGACAUUUUUAAGAAGCUUCCAGAAUUUACUUGUGAUUUGCUUGUGCGUGAUUUUUGAUAGCUAUUCAUUUCAUAUUCUCUCCUGGCUUCCUCCUCUGUAUGACGCAGAGAUCAGUGCCAUGAUUACAGGAAUCAGUGGUUGUUAAUGUCUUUCUUAAACCAUUAUUUGGUGUA
Messenger RNA from Actinia tenebrosa (Australian red waratah sea anemone), 2562 nucleotides. RefSeq lists its product as uncharacterized. Lineage: Eukaryota; Metazoa; Cnidaria; Anthozoa; Actiniaria; Actiniidae. The record is from RefSeq and is a predicted model, not a curated record.